Molecule: messenger RNA, 3865 nt
Organism: Pseudophryne corroboree (corroboree frog)
Lineage: Eukaryota; Metazoa; Chordata; Amphibia; Anura; Myobatrachidae
Gene: NFX1
Product: nuclear transcription factor, X-box binding 1
Exons: 24
Coding region: 242-3676 (1144 amino acids)
Biological process (GO): negative regulation of transcription by RNA polymerase II
Cellular component (GO): nucleus
Molecular function (GO): DNA-binding transcription factor activity, RNA polymerase II-specific; zinc ion binding; RNA polymerase II transcription regulatory region sequence-specific DNA binding
Source: RefSeq, a predicted model, not a curated record
GAAGAGGGCGUGAGGUGUAUGUGGCUUCGCGCAUGCGAGCUGCGCCCGGAGUGGCGUUACGGGUACUGGCAGCAGUGCCGACGUCAGCGGCAGCAGUGCCGACGUCAGCGGCAGCAGCGGGCACGGGCAGCAGCAGCAGGCAGUAGCACGGUGCUAGCUCACUGUCGGCUGCGCUCGGGCUCCCCAGAACCCCACUAGGGUGGCACAGCCUCACGUGAUCCUCCUCCCAGGCCUCGGCGGGAUGGCGGAGGCGCAGCCAUCAGGGCCAACAAAAUACAACCCUGAGGCAGCUGACUUUAUCCCCAGAGAGCAUCUAAGUCAUCACUCUAGCUGGAGAAAUAAUGGAAGACCUGAAAGUAAUAGAAAUUGGAGCAGAAACAGUAAUUUGCCCAAUUCUCAUCAGUAUCAGGCACCUAGAGAGAGUAAUCCAGACAGCCCGUCACAAAAAAUUCACACCUACGACACACCUCCUAGAAAUAACAAUGGGAGUGGACAGCAAGGAUCCCCAGAGACCACAAGAAAACCUGUGAAGAGCCACAGUUUCCAGAAUCAAAGAUGGCAUCGAUCUAGAAGUGAAAGGUCACACACUAGGAACCACCCAAGGCAGCCUCUCUCUGACACAUCAGCAAGACCGUCUUUUGUUGGAACCACACCACUUGGUGACUGGCGUGUAAGAACAAGAGAUCCCACUGAGUUAUGUUCAUCGGAAAGUGAGAAGGAGCUUGGCAGCGCCGACAGCCGAGGUGCCAAGCCAAAGAGACUAACGCAUGUGUCAGGGGGAUCUUUGAGGGGACCCCGUGACAGAACAAAACAUUCAUACGAACGAGAGAAGCGGGUAGCUCCCAAGCAAAAAACUGAUGAGAUGUUUGAAAAUAUUCCACCUCCAGACAUUGUGAAAUCAGGGACACCUAAAGAGGACCAUUUUAAAUCUAGACUUGAACAUUAUGAUGGUGUUGAACGGAGUGAAGAAAAGCACAGACAUUCCUGUCUUGGUAACAGGCCUUCACGAGAACCUAUAGAUUGGAAAAAGCCUCAUGAUGAUCUUCAGGCAAGUAAGCAGAAUGGAGCCCAAGGCAGUAAGUCUUUAAGGCAUGACAAAAUCCAAUCAGCAACUAUUCCAUCAAAAGAGAAGAAAACAGAGAGGAAAAAAGAACCUUCCUUAUCUAACACCUAUCAAGAGCCAAAAUUUCACAGUAGUCACCACUGGGCAACUGAUGGGGACAGACAUGCAGGAAGGAAACAUCCACCUCAGGACCGUGCUUCUAAACCAUCUAUGCAGCCAGGACCUAGCAGAGCGUGGAAGAAACAGAACAUACCAAAGAACAAGGAAACACAUACAGGGUCUCUGAUUGAGCAGCUGACAGCUGAGAAAUAUGAGUGCAUGGUUUGCUGUGAGGUGGUCCGAGUUAUGGCCCCAGUUUGGAACUGUCAGAGCUGCUUCCACGUGUUUCACCUUAACUGCAUCAAAAAAUGGGCCAGGUCUCCUGCAUCACAAGCUGAAGAUGGAAACAGUGGUUGGAGGUGCCCUGCCUGUCAGAAUGUCUCCUCUCGAGCGCCAAGUAUAUACACUUGCUUUUGUGGUAAAAUAAACAACCCUGAAUGGAACAGAAAUGAAAUUCCUCAUAGUUGUGGAGAGCUGUGUGGGAAGAAGCGCUCCGGCCUUGAUUGCCCACACUCCUGCAAUAUACUCUGUCAUCCUGGACCUUGCCCCUCCUGUCCUGCCUUUGUUACAAAGACCUGUGAAUGUGGAAGAACCAGUCAGUCUGUUCGAUGUGGGCAGUCUUCUACUAUGCACUGUGCAAAUGUUUGUGGGAAUCCAUUGAACUGUGGAGAGCACAACUGUAGUCAGGUGUGUCAUGCUGGGAAGUGCCAGCCUUGCCAAGAAAGCAUACACCAAGCAUGCUAUUGUGGCGGAAGCUCUCGAGAUGUGUUGUGUGGAACAGACAAGGAUAACUAUGAUGGCUUUGGAAACUUUUCCUGCCAGAAGCUGUGUGAUAAGAAAUUAAAUUGUGGUAAACACGGAUGUACAGAGGUCUGCCACCCACAGCCUUGCCAGCCUUGUCCCCGGCUUCCCCAGGUAGUGCGUUUCUGUCCCUGUCUACAAACGCCCUUGAGCAAAUUACUGGAGUUGGGUUGUGUUGACCGGAAAACCUGCACAGACCCAAUACCUUCUUGCGGAAAGACCUGUGGCAAACCCCUGCCUUGUGGUUCUCAUGAUUUCAUUCAUACCUGUGAGAACCUAUGUCAUGAAGGGGAAUGUGGCCCUUGUGCUCGUGCAUCUAAUAUAGCCUGUCGCUGUGGCUUUAAAACAAAGGAAGUCCCCUGUGCGCUGAUACAAAAUGAAGGAGACUUUACAUUCAUUUGUGACAAGCGCUGCAACAAGAAACGUCAGUGCGGACGACAUAAAUGCAGUGAAAUUUGCUGUGUGGACAAAGAACAUAAGUGCUCCUUAAUUUGUGGGCAUAAACUCAACUGUGGCCUUCACAGAUGUGAUCUACCAUGCCAUCGGGGGAACUGUCAAAACUGUUGGCAAACAAGUUUUGAUGAGCUGGCUUGUUAUUGUGGGGAGGCUGUGAUCUUCCCUCCAGUACCAUGUGGCACCAGGCCUCCCGAGUGUAAGAACUCCUGUACCAGGCAACACGAGUGCGACCAUCCAGUUUUUCAUUCUUGUCACAGUGAAGACAAAUGCCCGCCAUGUACAUAUCUUACACAGAAGUGGUGUAUGGGAAAACAUGAGCUUAGGAACAAUAUCCCAUGCCAUCUUACUGAUAUCUCAUGUGGCCUGCGUUGCAAUCAGCUUUUAAAGUGUGGAAUGCACAAGUGUAAAAGGAUCUGCCACAAAGGCGAGUGCCUCAUAGAUGAAGACUGUAAGCAGCCCUGUACUCUUCCGAGACCAGACUGUGGGCAUCCAUGCUUAAACUGUUGCCAUCCCUCACAGCCAUGUCCAUCUUCCACUUGCACUGCAAUGGUAGAACUUCAGUGUGAAUGUGGGCGACGGAAAGAUAGCGUGGUUUGCACAGUUGCUUCCUCUACUUAUCAAAGAAUAGCUGCUAUAUCCAUGGCUGCAAAGCUGACAGAGAUGCAGUUAGGAGAUUCAGUGGAAAUCGGAAAGCUUGUCACAAAAAGAGAAAUGAAGCAAACCAGGUUGCAGUGUGAUGAAGAAUGUUUUGCUUUGGAAAGAAACAGGUGUCUAGCAGAGGCUUUGAACAUUUCUGAAAAUUCAGAUCCUUUUAAUGUUCGUUCUGGAUCCAAGUACAGUGAUAGCCUUAAAGAUGAUGCCAGAAAAGAUAUGAAGUUUGUCUCGGAAAUCGAGAAAGAAAUCAAAGCACUUGUGGAUGCUGUCAACAAGGGAAAGCAAACCAAAAAAAGCCACUGUUUUCCACCAAUGAACAGAGACCAUCGGAAGAUGAUCCAUGAUCUGGCAGAGGUGUAUGGGGUUGAGAGCGUGAGCUAUGACAGUGAGCCCAAGCGCAAUGUUGUAAUCACUGCUGUAAAAGGCAAGUCGAUGUGCCCAAAUAUUUCCCUCUUGACUGUAAUUGAAAGGGAGAUGCAGACACGACCACCUCCUCCAAUUGCCCACUACAGACAUCACACUGAGAGAAAUGGAGGAAGCAGUGGCGCACAGAAAGCACUGUGGGAUGAGCCUGUAAUAGACUACUUUGAUGUGCAAGACUAGUACGAUAUCUUCAGUACAUGAAAAUGAUAUAAGAGGAGUUUGUAAACCUGCUUCAGCGGCUUCAAAGCGAUGAAAUCUUCACAUCAAGCUUAGGUGGCCACUGCCAUGUCACACAAUCCUAGAACACUGUUAUUGGCACACAACAACUUGGCCUUUGAUCCAAAAUAAAGUAUCAUAAUAAUAAAUGCA